CAAAUAGGCGCCAACAUUUGAAGAAAAGUAAAAGAGAACAAAACAAACAAAAAACACACAGAAAUUAAUGACUUACUAGGUUUUGUAUGCCGUCCUGUGGAACAGUAGAACUGUAAUUUUUACCGAUGUAUCGGCAUCGCGAUGAAAGGUUUGCGAUUUGUCAAGGCUUGCACGGUUAUGAUAUCUUUAUUUCCGGGUUUCAACUAUGCCCUACUACAUGAAAGGGACAAACCACCCCGCAAAGGUUGCAGGGUUGUAGAGGAAAGGGCUAUUUACCCUCUGCCUGGAUUUACCCCCAUGAAUGGACCAGAGGAGAACGAAACAAGUUCUCUAUCCAGCUUCGUCCAGGAGUUUGAAACCUUUGCCGAAGAGGUAAAGGAUGGUAUCCCGGAGGUUGACAGUAGAGGAAGGAUUAACCAUAGAAAAGAAUCUGAAGAGCUGGACUCAUCAACGACAGAAUCUCGACACGUCCAUCGGGAACCGAAAGUGGACCUUCAGCCGUUGUGCGGUGCGUUCGCACCCCCUGCACCCCCCUGGAUACGGGCCUGGAUCUACUGCAACUUUCAAAAGAGCUCAAAAUCAGCCAGUUACAAUGCCAUAAGCGAAAACUUGUCGCUCAGGUCUGACAAGCAAGUUAGCUUCAUCAAGGCCCUCCUCACUCCCCGUACUCCGUAUGAAGAGUUUCACAGACUAUUCAAGGACGUACCCAAGGAUCAAUUCCCGAUAAACGAUUUCUCUUGCGCGCUGAGUCGAGAGAUCUUACUGCAAGGUCGCAUCUACAUUAGCCAAGACUGGGUUUGCUUCUACUCCAAUAUCUUCGGCUGGGAAACUCAGGUUACGAUUGACUGCCGAAAGGUACUCUCCAUCACACGCGAGAAGACUGCGUAUGUUGUCCCAAACGCUAUACUUAUCACUACCGAGGACGACAAGCAUUUCUUCUCGUCGUUCCUGUCGCGAGAGACUGUGUUCAAGCUUCUGCUACAAGUAUGGGAGGAGAAGCUCAAACAGAGUUCGGGUAAAAUUCCGCCAAACAGCAGUCAUGCCGAUUUCAAGGAGUGCCUUGGAGGGGAGAUGGACACUGUUCUACAAGAAGGCGUGGAAGAAGGCGAGGAGUGUGCUGCCGCCGAGUGCAUAUCACAGAGCGCAGAUUUACCAGAGCGUGUGCUUGAGUAUUCACCAAACGGCGACAGUGGCAUAUUCGACUGUCAAUCGGGUUUCAUAGCAACGGAGGGUGCCUCUUCAGCGGAGUUGACGACGUCAGUGCGCGCGACAGGUUCACCGCUGGCCGAAAGCGAGUUGCCUGCAGACUCGAUUUCUCCAAGGCUGUCGCCUUAUGAUCCGGCAAACGUAGCUAUCUUUAUCGCGUCCAUAGCUGAGAUGCUCUUUUCCUACUGCCAAGUUAGCUUUAGACUCAUUAAAAAAUUAUCGCGAGAACAGCUGUUUGCUCUGCUUACUACAAUUUUGAUGGUGUUAUUGUUAUCGUGUAGCGCGUUCCUGUUAUACCGGUUAUCUGUACUAGAACCCAGGCUCCUCGCGCCUCCUCCGCCACCUGUCAAAGCUUAUUUACACCAGUCGAUACAGCAAAUUAUCAAACUUAGAAAACAAGUCCACGAAGCAGAAGUUUCUAGAGUAAGAUCGAUAGUCUCAGCAAAUCUAGAAGCGAUAUCUCAGAUACGAGAAACCCUUGAGAUGCUGCAAGAAGAUCUAACCAAUCGCAUGGCAGAAAACUGUACGGUCUUGUCUAAUAACAGCACAGUUUGUAUACGAGUUUGAUGUCCCGGAUAUAGGUAGCAAAUCAGAAUUCGCUAUUGAUAUUAUUAUUAUUAUUAUUGAUAUUACUAGGUAGUUUUAAAGAAUGAAAACUAUUUAUUCCAAACAAUCGGUUUUAAACAAUUCUGAAAACAUUUAUUGAAGUUAAAAAUCAUAAGCUAUAUUGAUAACUCACUUGAAUAAAGUGAUACAUUUUAUUCGUUGGGUUUUGUAGUAUAAAGCAAAUUAUAUUAUCGCAUUAGGUUUUAGUGUUUCUAUUGUUUUUCGUUUUAUAAGAAUUUAUUUCGUUUUAUAAAUAUUAAGAUAUUUUAUGUUCCAGACAAAGCAUUUUAAUGUAGAUAUGUAAAAAUGAGAUUUUUCCACUCUUCGUAUACUAAGAUAAACCCUUUUCUAUUUCCUAACUCAUUAUUAGCAAAAUGAAAAAUAUAUAUAAUAUUAUUAUUUAAAAAUUGACACAAGAUAAUUUAUUGGAUUUCGCAUGAGAUUGAUCGCGUGAUAAUAAUGUUUGUAAAUGUUUGGGGCUUGUAUAUAUUUUUGCAUGCAUCGAGUGCAUUUUGUAAAUAAAGUUAUAAGAACAAAAAUAGGGAAUGUACGUUAGGUAAAUAGUCACCGUCAGCUGAAUCAUGGGAAACAUUGACAAUUGGCAAAAGAAUUGGCAAUUUCGAUUGCUGAUCUUACCCAGAGGCAAAGGGCUCUUUGUUGCAAUGAGAUUUCAGUGUUAGGCUCCAGGGCAGUUAGUAUUGUAACGAUGGUUAGUAAAGUUGUGUAAUGCUGGCGUUACUGUUGAAAUAUCGUUAACUGCUGGACAGUGCGAGGAACAGAAAUAAAGCAAAGGUGACAAGA
Messenger RNA from Nematostella vectensis (starlet sea anemone), 2613 nucleotides. Its product is annotated as protein Aster-A. Bases 142 to 1773 code for a protein of 543 amino acids. Gene Ontology annotation, molecular function: sterol binding; sterol transfer activity. The record is from RefSeq and is a predicted model, not a curated record. Lineage: Eukaryota; Metazoa; Cnidaria; Anthozoa; Actiniaria; Edwardsiidae. Gene Ontology annotation, cellular component: plasma membrane; endoplasmic reticulum membrane; endoplasmic reticulum-plasma membrane contact site. Gene Ontology annotation, biological process: intracellular sterol transport. The transcript is spliced from 19 exons.